AAGUUACAUAAUAAUUCUAAUAAAAAUUGAUUGAAAAGACGGAUUGGUGUGAUGGCAUAGCCCGAGGCCAAAGACCCAGAGAGCAUGGCCAGAGUGCGGGUGGUCAGAUGGGCGUGGGCUGUGUUGGCUGGGCUGUGCGCUCUGGCCACGUGCGAGGUUCAGCAGCAAUGUCCACCGAGGGGGGAGAUAUCUCCGUGCCAAUGUUCCGUGAAGAAGAAUGGCCUGGAUAUACUGUGCGAGUUCACGGAUCAGCAGCACAUCUCGAACGCGAUGGGAGUGCUGAAGGGGAAGUCCCUGGUCAUUUUCUACCUUAAAUUACGGCACAACAACCUCCGUAAGCUGCCGGGUUUCGUCUUCUUAGGACUCGACAUCCGCCAUUUGACCAUCCACAACAGCAGCUUGUCCGUUGUGGAGGAGGCAUCUCUAAGCUCCAUCGGUAAAAUGCUUACGCAACUGGACGUCUCGCAGAACAGUCUGACUUCGGUACCAUCGGCGGCCUACAAGAACCUACAUCAGCUCCUCAUCCUGAACAUGAACCACAACAAGAUCGGAAGUUUGCAUGCGAAAGCGUUCGAAGGCUUGGACACGUUAGAAAUACUCACUCUAUACGAGAACAAGAUCACUUCGAUCGACGCAGAAGCAUUCACCGGCUUGGAAAAGAAACUGAAGAGAUUGAAUUUAGGAGGCAACGGACUUACAUCUGUACCGCAAAAGGCGCUUUCCAUCUUGGACACUCUGAAGAAACUCGAGAUGCAGGAGAAUCGUUUGACCGAAAUCAGAGAAGGCGACUUCGAAGGUCUCAGGAACUUGGAUUCCCUCGGCUUGGCCCACAACAAAUUGACCGAGGUUCCAUCCAGAGUCUUCUCGCAUCUCAGCCUCCUCAAUUCGCUCGAAAUGGAUGGUAACAGCAUCGUGUACAUCGAUGAGGACGCAUUCGCAGGACUCGAAGAAAAUCUUCAAUAUUUGAGAUUGGGAGACAACAAUAUCCACACGAUCCCAACGAAUGCACUGAGAAGAUUGCACCGUCUGAGGCAUUUGGAUUUGCGUUCGAAUAACAUUAGCUUCAUUGCGGAGGACGCGUUCGCCGGCUUCGGGGAUUCCAUUACCUUCUUGAAUUUGCAGAAAAACGACAUCAAAAGUUUACCAGCCCUCGCCUUCGAGAAUCUCAAUUCACUGGAGACUUUGAAUCUGCAGAAUAACAAGUUGAUGCAUAUACCGGAGGAAAUUAUGGAGCCUAUCGUCGAUACUUUACGGGUCGUUGAUAUUAUGGAUAAUCCUUUGAUGUGUGAUUGCGAGCUGCAGUGGUACAAGAACUGGUUGAAGAGUCUCCGCGAUAAGGACGACGAGAUGAUGCAGAAGAAACGCACGGUUUGCAUGAUGAACCACGAGCACCGCGAGUACAGCCUCCAGAAUCUCCCACUGGAGAAGAUGCAGUGCGUGAUCAAGCCCUUCGAGUCGGGAACGAGCAAAGCGGUCGGCAUCAAAGCCCAAUCGGCCGUCGGCUUAUUGCUACUCACGUAUAUGAUUUACUAGAAGAAGGGUUGCUCAUCCGAGCAACAUCCUUCUCGUAGCUAGCAUAUAUAAAAAAAGAACUACACUCACAUAUCUAUCUAUUUUUAGUUUGUUCGGUAGCUUUUAACCCUUAUAGCUAUUAAAAAAAAUAAUUAUAUAAUACUAAUAAUAGACGUAUAUAAACACAUACACUUUAAUUACGUAAGGCACUAUUAUUAAUGUUGUUCUCACGAAUUCGCUAGUGGAAAAAUAAUUGUCUGGGCUUUUUUCGCUUUUUUUAGUAAGAUGUUAAGUAAAAAGAGGUAUAGGAAAUCAGUAUACAUAUCAAGAGGACCGGAGGAGUCGUGUGAUCUCCUCGCGAACAUGGAAACAUAUCAGACUAUGACUGAAAGUAGCGUUAGAAGUCCACCAAAGUAGGUUUUUUUCUCUCUCAAACUUUGGGAUCCACUAAAUGUAAACGCAAUUAGGACGAUAGUUUGUGAAUUUUACUCUCUUCGAUGUUUAAAACUCUCGGUGUUUUUGAAGAAUUUAAAAAAGCCACUACACAUUCGAAUAUGCGAAUAAUAUUGUUUGUCGUUAUAAAUAUUUGAUUUUCACCGUUCUACUCUGAGUUUCGAGUUGUACGGGCACAAAGAUAAAGUCGAGGACGCGAUUUUGGGACACCCUACGUAGGGCCUAUAAACAUAUCAAUUUAUGGUAUAUCAAGACGCGUCUGGAUCCCUUGAGGGCAAGGAGGGCCGCGAGACAGGGGGGAUGCUACCAUCCCUUGCGGUUCCGCGUUGUCCUGGAAACGGAUUCCAAGGAACGUCGAAAAAAUAUAUACCAAAAAAAAAUAUUAUAAUUAUAAACUAAUAUUAAUUUAAUGGAUUAUAUCGCAUGCUUUAGUAGUUAAUUAAUGAUUAACUAUAUUAUACUCAAAUUUAAGGUAUUUACUAAGAAGAUGAAGGAAAAAAGGAGGAUUUUGUGAGCUUCAAACAUUCAUAUCAUUAAUUGUUAAACAAAGAGAUUAUAUAUAUAUAUUACAAAAAAAAAACGAUAUUUAGUAGUUAGAAGAUAUUAUAUUAUACAUGAAAUAUAUUUAGCGUUUAAAACAUUUGUCAAUGCACUCGAAAUUAAGUGUUUUAAAGGGAAGAGAAGAAGAAAAAAAAUUUUUUGGGAAGGCAGUCGGAAUAGGAGAUGAGCAGAGUUUGCUAUACACGUACCUAAGAUAUAGAGGAACAAAAUUUGAAGAAGUAAAUGAAAUCUUUUAAGAGCAAAUUUUAGAAAAUAUCAAGCGAGGUGCAAUUGAUGAAUGGCAUUUAGUAUAUAAAUAUAUAGAAAAAAAAAAGAGAAGAUACCUACACUUUAUAUAUAUGAAAUAUAUUUACGAAGAGCGCCGAAAUGCCCUUUGUGACUUGAUUUAAUUUUUAUCGAAGAACGAUAAUUUCCCAUAAGAUAUGCAGAAGUUGUCGUUCUUUUUUUCGAUAUUCUUCAGCAGGGCAGCUCUUAGACCAUUUUCGAAACAUAUCCGCCUGAUGGUCCAUAGCGAAACUUCGCGUUGCUACGAAAUAAAACUAUAAAAAAAAAAUAAGAAGAAAAACAAGUAUUUUGAAGAAACGUAAUGUUUAAUCCAUGCUUCGAUUAAAAUAUUUUUCUAUAAAAUCUAUAUACAGUGUCAGGUCGUUAUCGCGUAGAAACGCGAAGUUGCUGGGGCCGGCAAAAAAA
Messenger RNA from Nicrophorus vespilloides, 3216 nucleotides. RefSeq names its product leucine-rich repeat-containing G-protein coupled receptor 4-like. NCBI's taxonomy places the organism in Eukaryota, Metazoa, Arthropoda, Insecta, Coleoptera, Silphidae. Gene Ontology annotation, molecular function: protein binding. The coding region runs from base 85 to 1533 and encodes 482 amino acids. The transcript has 9 exons. The record is from RefSeq and is a predicted model, not a curated record.